Molecule: messenger RNA, 4085 nt
Organism: Chanos chanos (milkfish)
Lineage: Eukaryota; Metazoa; Chordata; Actinopteri; Gonorynchiformes; Chanidae
Gene: hlcs
Product: holocarboxylase synthetase (biotin-(proprionyl-CoA-carboxylase (ATP-hydrolysing)) ligase)
Biological process (GO): protein modification process
Cellular component (GO): cytoplasm
Molecular function (GO): biotin--[biotin carboxyl-carrier protein] ligase activity
Source: RefSeq, a predicted model, not a curated record
AUCUGUGAAGCCAAACUGGCUCCGAAACGGCUUGCCAGAUGUAAUAAAAAUGCUAAUAACCUUGUGCUACAUCUACCUCUGGGUGCGCUUUCAAAAGUGCUACACACUGGUUAUACGCAGCACAUUGCAUAGACUGUGCGGCACCAGGAGUAGCUUCACUUUCUGUGCUCUUAACCCGGAGGGGACGCCUCAGAAAGGGCACCAAACUCGGGAGCAAACUUUUAACAACCAGCGUGGCCCUGCCUUGCUUGAAGAGAGAGUUUUUCUCAAGUUGGGCAACAAAGCAAUCUACAUAACUGAGCCUCAGGCUUGUGAUGACCUCAGCAAGUGGACUCUGUUGUUGGGGUCUUCUCUGGCUUAUGGUCGAAGAAUAGAAAACGUUGCUUUUAUCAUAGAAGCUACGUCAAGACAAAGAGUGGGACAAACCCCUCUCACUUCGAAUAAGAAAGUGUUGAGGUGGUCAGACUACUGUUUACCUCUGGCCUAUAGCCCUGGACAGCCAUACAGAGCUGUGGCUGAGGCCAGUGUUGAUAACUUCAGCCAGCUUGGCGUGGCUUUCAUGGAAGAUCGUCUGCAGAUGGAAAAUGGCCUCGUCCCUGAAAAAAUUGUUUCUGUCUCUCUAAAGGAAUCCGCAUUGAAAGAGCUUCUUGAAAAACAAAAGUCGGACAGCGGGAAACAGCUUGAGUCCAUACCCCUGAGCGCUCCGACGGAGAUCGUUCUCUCGGAGCCUUCGCCUUGCGAGCAGGUAAAGGGAGACGUGCCCCGGUCACGCCGGAAAAGCAGCGUGCUCCUGUCGGCUCCUCUCGAGCCCGAGAGCGGCACCGGGGAGCGCAGGAACUCCCGCGAUCAGGACGAGGAGAUCGAUCCAGUGGCAAACCACCAUCACAUGGAGGGACACCACCUGCAUUUAUCCAGCUGCCACGAGUGCCUGGAGCUGGAGAACAGCACCAUCCUUUCGGUGAAGUACGCCUCGGUGGAGAACAUUCCCGACCUCCCCGAUGACUAUGCCUAUGUGGACAGUGAGGAGGGCGAGGAAGAAGACGAAACUUUCUCGGGCCAGAGCAAAAGGGUCAACAUCAACGGCAAACCUCCCAACAUACUGGUGUACACCGGGGGGUGUGAGGAGAAGUUUGAGCAGGUGCGCUCGGUGCUAGCGGAGUGCAUCGACACGGACAGCUACACCAUCUACUCUUUGCGUCCCCAGCAGGUUCUCAGCGAACCCUGGUUGGAGAGCGCCAUGCUGUUGGUGCUGGCGACGGAAGAGGCUCUCACUCCGCAGCUCCAGCUACGCUUCCUGACUUACCUGGGCCAGGGAGGUAAAGUCCUGGGGCUGUCUUCCACCCUCUGUCCCGCGGGAUUGAGACUGGAAGCCAGGGAUUCCCAAAAGAACCAGAUCUGCAGACUGAGCUUCACCAAGUCAGACUCCACAGAGCUGGAGCUCAGUGUGCUGACCAGCGGGAGCGCGUUUGUGAGGGACAGUGGCUCCGGAGAGGUGGAGCUAUGGGGGGAGCUGUGUGGAGAUAAUAAAGACAUGGUCAUUGUUAGAGUGACGCAUGGAGAAGACAGUGGGGAGGCCAUCCUGUGUCAGGUGCGUCUGGAAACAGCGCCCGACUCCCAACAUGUGCGGAGGCCAGGGGAUUUUGACGAGCUGAAGAUGAGCAACGCUCGGCGCUAUGAAGUUCUGACCGAGAUACUCACCUCUCUGGGACUGAGCUGUGAGCUGAGCCAGGUGCCUCCACCCAGCCCCAUCUACGUCCUCUCCACCUCUCAGGAGCAGAGAGGACGCUUCUUGAAGUGGCUGGAAACGCAGGUGGACGGUGAGGGUACGCUGAAGUCGGGCAAAGCCCAUCUGAAAGUGCUCCCAUCUGGUGAGCACCAGACAGACCUGCCCCAGGGAGCUCUGGCCCUUCUCACCUCCUCUCCUCCACAGCACCUCUUGGAGCAGUUCAGCCUGCAGGCGUACAACCUCCACCUGCAGAGCCGAAGCCUGGGCCGCACGGUGCUCUACACUGAGGUCAUCCCCACCACAAUGGACCUGCUCGAAGGGCUCAUGAUCCAGUUGCCAGAGGAAAUGGGCUUAAUAGCGAUAGCCGCGCGUCAAACCAAGGGCAAAGGUCGGGGCGGGAACGCCUGGCUGAGCCCACCUGGGUGUGCUAUGUUUAGUCUUCACGUACAGGUGCCCAUCAGCUCUCGCCUGGGCCAGAGUAUCCCCUUCCUGCAACAUCUCGCCGCUCUCGCCGUGGUAGAAUCUGUGUGCACACUGCCAGGAUAUGAGGACAUUGACCUGAGAGUGAAAUGGCCCAAUGACAUCUACUAUGGCGACAAGAUGAAACUAGGCGGGGUCCUCGUCAACUCAACUGUCAUGGGCUCGACCUUCUAUCUCGUUAUCGGCUGCGGAUUUAACGUAAGCAACAGUAACCCCACUAUCUGCAUCAACGAUCUGGUGAUGCAGCAGAACAGGGAACAGGGCAGCAGUCUGGAGCUGCUGAGCCUGGCUCAGCUCAUCGCACGCGCUGUCACCCUGCUGGAACAAUACAUCUCAGACUUCCAGCAAAAAGGCCCUCAAGCUGUCCUCCCCAUCUAUUACAAGAGAUGGGUCCACGGUGGUACCCGUGUGAGGCUGUGGAGUGAAGACGGACCUGAGGCAGACGUGUUGGGACUAGAUGAGAACGGCUUCCUGCAGGUGAAGUCCCAGGACCAAGGCGUGGUGUCUGUGCAGCCCGACGGCAACUCUUUUGACAUGCUGAGGAACCUGGUCGUUACCAAGCACAGUUAGACCUUCUCCAAACCAGCCCUGCUGUUACACGGUGCUCCCAACGCGCUUUGGCUAGAACUAUAGCAGUACAGCUGCCCUCAUACUCAGUGUAUGCGCUUGCUUUAUAUCCAUAUCAAAUUCAACACUUGUCUCAACUAUGUACUGGCACCUAGGACAGAAAUUCAUAGGAAUUUUUGAUACAUAUUGAGAAGAGUGAGACCUCACAUUAAACAUAAACUAUAAUUCAGUUUUAAUUUUGAUUCCAAGGACAAAAAAAAAAUCAACAGUUUAAUUCAAAGGUGUGGGAGAAGAAGGCAGGCAUUUAUUUUUAAAUGCUCUCGUAUCAGUCUGUGUGGCGUUACCAUCAUGGCAGCUAUUGAUCUUGUGUUUCUCAAACACAUUUUGCAAUAAAUCUGUAAUGAAAACAAAAAACAAAUGAGUUGAAGACUGACUGACUGACUGGCUGACUGACUGAAAUCACAUUGAUAUAAGAUGAAUUCUCUCCACUUAAGCACUUUUCUGUGGUGAACUGUAUCCACAUUAGCGACGUGAGCAUGAGAAUGACCAUGCCAGUACAAACAAGACACCGAGAAGACAUUUGAACAGAAAUUUGACUGGUAAAGUCAAAGAGAGAGUCCAUUGAGUGCACUGUAUUGCUUGACUUGAUAGUCAUCAAUACCGUAUUUAUGUUAUGUUUUGUUUUUUGUUAUAAAAGCUAGACUUGAUACCACUGUCCAUACUGACUGGAAAUUGAUGUUAGAUUCUUCUAAUUGCUUUAAAUGCCUCCAGCUGUCUUCUAAGUUUUUGGUAAACAGGCGCCUUGUAGUUUUUCUUAAUGUAGAUAGGAAAGCCUGAAAAUGUGAGGGAACACAUGAUAUCACUGAAACAUAUUUGCUUUGAAACUUUGUUUUGUUGCAGUGGGCAUUUGAAGUUGCUCUCAAAUGCAGUGGUAUUUGAUAUUAGUGGCAAGGACACCUAUUUUCCAUUGUAACACAGCACUUGAAUAACUUUACUUGUGUAAUACGGGGAUAAUGCAGUUGUUUAAACCGUUUUCUGUUUGUGCUCGAGCCUUACGCAUUGUUUGUCCGUAAAAUUUACAAUGUUUUGUGAAAAAUGGUAUUUUUACGCUCCAUACUCUGGCAUGUUACAAUGUAGGCUUAUCCGUCUUUCAGUAAUCUCCUGUAUGGUGUAUCUUUAUUGUUCGCGAUGUUAGACGUCGGGGUUUAUUUUAAAAUACUUGGCUCUCAAUGAUGCAGAACUCUGGAGUCUAACUAUGGAGUUACGCCCUGUUUUGUAAUGAUCGACAGUUUGUAUGCAGAUAUAAGAUGUA